Melanotaenia boesemani (Boeseman's rainbowfish) is the source of this 7412-nucleotide messenger RNA. RefSeq names its product TUB like protein 4b (gene tulp4b). Bases 344 to 5770 code for a protein of 1808 amino acids. The record is from RefSeq and is a predicted model, not a curated record. Gene Ontology annotation, molecular function: protein binding. The transcript is spliced from 16 exons. Lineage: Eukaryota; Metazoa; Chordata; Actinopteri; Atheriniformes; Melanotaeniidae.
CAAAGGAGAAGUGCCUGGCAACACUACGGCACUGACCGAGCGCCGACCGACACCUCUGGAUUGAUACGUGAUAUUGGUGUCAGGAUUGCACAACUCUCAUUAGGAAGACAUGGGAUGGGUCAAUGGCAUCAAAGAAGCUUCACAUCAUCUCAUGGCAAAACUCUGAAGUGCAGAGCUGCUCCAUUUGGAUGAAUGAAAAGCUGGACACCAUCUGUGGCUUUAUGAUGCAUUUUACAUCCCCGUAGAUUAUAUUGGAAACAUCAGGAGCAGAAUAACCAUCACCUUUCAGUGCAUCAUCUGAAUGGAAAUAUGGACACCUUCAAAGGGGGCAUUUUGACUCAACAUGUCCAGGAACUAUGAGCCUGGUCAGUCAGUAGGGAUGUUGGCUGCCGUGGAACAUGGUCCCAUCCUCUGCAGCGACUCCAACAUCCUCUGCCUCUCGUGGAAAGGGCGGGUGCCGAAGAGCGAGAAGGACAAGCCGGUGUGCCGAAGACGGUACUAUGAGGAGGGCUGGCUCGCCACGGGGAACGGGAGGGGAGUCGUUGGAGUGACGUUUACAUCUAGUCACUGCAGGAGGGACAGAAGUACACCUCAGAGAAUCAAUUUUAACUUGCGAGGACACAACAGCGAGGUUGUCUUGGUGCGUUGGAAUGAACCUUUUCAGAAGCUGGCCACCUGUGAUAUGGAAGGGGGUAUUUUUGUAUGGAUCCAGUAUGAAGGAAGAUGGUCUGUGGAGUUAGUGAAUGACAGAGGAGCCCAGGUGAGUGACUUCACAUGGUCACAUGAUGGCACUCAGGCCCUCAUUGCAUACAGGGAUGGCUUUGUGUUAGUUGGCUCAGUCAGCGGUCAAAGACACUGGUCCUCAGAGAUCAACUUAGAGAGUCAAAUCACUUGUGGGAUCUGGACUCCUGAUGAUCAGCAGGUCUUGUUUGGCACCGCAGAUGGACAGGUGAUAGUGAUGGACUGCCACGGACGGAUGCUGGCUCAUGUCUUGUUGCAUGAGUCUGAUGGUAUUGUGAGCAUGUCUUGGAACUGUCCUGAUUUCCUCGUGGAGGACAGCACAGAAAGUGACACUGACUCUGAUGACAAUAUUCUGCCUUUAGUGCGAAGAGUCAAGCCUUUGUUGACGGUCACCUUCUUAUCAGGAGAUAUCAGUUUGAUGAACAACUAUGACGACCUCUCUCCUGCUAUAAUUCGCUCUGGGCUGAAAGAUGUGGAGGCCCAAUGGUGCUCCCAGGGAGACCUCCUGGCUGUGGCUGGCAUGGAACGACAUGGGCUCCCUGCUGAUGCUGCCUGUGCAUCCAUCAUGAGGAACGCCCUUGUUAAGUUCUAUAAUGUGCAAGGCGAACACAUUUACACUCUGGAAACACCUGCUCAGAGGCCCAUCACCACCAUCUGUUGGGGUCACAGAGACUCUCGCCUGUUCCUUGCAUGUGGACCAGCACUCUAUGUGGUGCGUGUGGAGCACAGAGUAGCCAGCCUCCAACUUUUGUGCCAGCAAGGCAUCGCCAGCGCCUUGCGUGAGGAGAAAGAUGUGGGGAAACUGAACAUGCCCUCGCUGCUCUGCUCUUACGUUACCACUGCUUUCAUACCCACCAUCAAGCCCCCAAUUCCUGACCCCAACAACAUCCGGGACUUUGUGAGCUACCCUACAGCUGGGAAUGAGCGUCUCCACUGCACCAUGAAGCGAGCAGAGGACAGUCCAGAGGCAGGCGGACCCUGCUACACUCUGUACCUUGAAUAUUUAGGAGGACUGGUGCCUAUUCUCAAAGGAAGGCGCAUCAGUAAACUUAGACCUGAGUUUGUCAUCAUGGAUCCAAAAACCGACGGCAAAGCAGAGGAGGUGUGUGUGAAUCCCAUGAUCUCGUAUGCAGACAGCUGUAACUGCUCUGACUCCAGUGACAUUGAUUUGAGUGAUGAGUGGGUUGGGAAGAAGUCACCAAAGUUAUCAAGAGGAAACAGGUUGAACAUGGAAUCAAGAAAAUCGCCCAAACUUUCACGUGCCAAUCAGGAAGGCCAACGGUCGCCACGGCUACCGUCAAAGAAGCCUCCAGUUCGAUCGCCUAGUCUGACACGGCGAGAGUUCACUAUGGAUGGAAUAACAGAGCACAACUACCUUGCACAAGUCACAUCUAACAUUUGGGGAACAAAGUUUAAAAUAGUUGGACUUGCUUCUUUCCUCCCCACCAAUCUUGGUGCAGUAAUCUAUAAGACCAGUUUGCUUCAUUUACAACCAAGACAGAUGACAAUCUACCUUCCAGAGGUGCGAAAGAUUUCUCAUGACUUUAUGAGCCUGCCUGUCUUCAAUCCCAACGUGUUCAGUGAGGAUGAGGAUGACUUACCAGUAAUGGGACCAUCUGGAGUGACAGGAGACAACCCUCCCUGUACAGUCAACAUUCCCAUUGCUCCCAUCCACAGCCCAGCUCAAGCCAUGUCUCCAACUCAGAGCAUUGGCUUAGUGCAGUCUCUUCUGGCCAAUCAAAAUAUUCAACUUGAUGUCUUGACCAAUCCGACGGCCACAGCUGCAGCAGCAGCUGCAGCAGCAGCUGCCUCUGUCCCUGUUACUGAUCACAGCCAGGAUGCUGUUGCAACACCAUACCCCGUUCCAGCUAGGUAUUCAAACCCUGGUCAGGUGAUCUUCAAUGGGUUGGAUAUAGGUCCUCUUCUCCCCGGUACUUUACCUCCCCCACCACCACCUCAUCAUCUCCCACCGCAGCCUCACUCACAGCGGUCUCAUUCACAGCCACCUUGCCAGCCACCACCCAAACAGUCUCAACAAAUUCAGACACAGCAACACCAGCAGCAGAAGAUGCACCAUCAUCAACAGCAGCAGCAGCAACACCACCAUCAUUCCCAGUCACAGCAGCAACAACAACAACAACAGCUACAGCAGCUGCACCACCAGCACACGCUUCAUCAGCAGCAGCAAUCAAGCCAACAACACCAGGCUCAGCCACACCAACAGAUGCAACAAACCCAGCAUCAAGCGACAAACCAACAACUUCAGCAACAGCAUCAAAUCCAACAGCAGCAGCAACAGAUGCAGCUGCAGCACGAGCAGAUGCAGCAACAGCAGCAGCAGAUGCAACAACAGCAGCAGCAAAUCCGGCAACAGAUCCAGGAGAUGAGGCAGCAGCAGCAGCAGCUCCAGCAGCAGCAUCAACAGAUUCAGCAGCAACAUCAACAGAUGCAGAGGCAGCACCAACAAAUGCAGCAGCAACUGAAGAUGCAGAUGUCGCUGCCUCCUCCUCCAUCUAGUUAUCCAACCAUUUCCUUGCAGCAGCUUCAUCUUCUGCCUCAAAUUCCUCCUUCAACUGAGCCUGGGCUUGACAGAGGGGACCAUGGGCACACGCUGAAGCCAAGUCUUCCACGGGCUUUACCACCCUCCUUCAGUGACACAGAUGGGUCUGUGGAGAUCCAGAUGAGGAAGGUGAAUCCUCCUCCUCCAUACCCAGGAACCGUAGUGUCUGCUGCUGCAGCUACAGCAACUGCUCCUCCUCAAACUCUUGUCACAAACUGCGACAGCCCAAGCGUCUUGGCACCGGACCCCUGUCUGAAGAAGGAUGAAUUUUUGCUUCAUCCUGUCACUUUACAAUACCAAACACCACUGGGGUAUGAAAGGAUCACAACCUUUGACAGCAGUGGCAAUGUGGAGGAGGUCUGUCGACCUCGCAGGCGCCUCAUGCGUAAUCAGAAUGCAUAUUCUGUCCAUGGGAUUGGGGCCUCAGCCACACUCAAAGUUACUUCCUCAGACAGUAAGAAAAUUCAGCUUCCGUAUAGCUCAGCGACUUUAAGUCGUUUAUCUGUCCCUCGAUAUUCUAUACCUAGUGGGGACCCUCCUCCUUACCCUGAUCCAGCCAAUCAAGUAACUGCUACACUCCCUCUUCCUCCUCCCCAAAGAAUGGAUAGCAGCCUGAUUCAUGCCACUCUUCGACGUGACCGCAGAGAUGUGGGACUCAAAGUACCGCAGAUGAUGGAAAGUUCAAGAACCCUUCCUACUAAGGCUAAAAUGAACAGCGCAUUAUCACUUUCCUACCAGCAGAGGGUGCCCACUGCCUUGUACACGUGCACACAAUGCAGCAGUAACAGCAGCAGCACCAGUGUCAGCGUCAGUGGAGGUGGAACAACAAGCAGCGGUAUAGCAGGUGGCACAGUGGUGAGGCAGGACUUCCCACCUGGGAAAGCUGCACACCACAGCACAAUUAUAGUGCACUCCAAAAGUGCCUCACCCAUGACAUCUCAGUCGUCUUACAGUCUGCUGGGUGCUGUGGAUAACAGCCGAGACAGGACAGUGUACAUUAACUCUGCUUUCACUGAGGAUGAGACUUUAAAUCAGCAGUGUCACCUUGAAAAAUCUGUACGUCAGCUGACUUUAGGGGAUGUCAGUUUGACGGUUAAACGGCCUCCACCUUACCAGUGGGAUACCUCCACCACAGAGGACUUCUGGCUUACUCCAGAACAAACAAUGUUAGCUCCCCCACCAGGACCUCAUAAACCACCUCCACUUAUUAUCAGUCAAGCUCAGCACCUGGACAUGGCUCGGCUUCCUUUUGUCCUCACAACGAAACCUCCAACUAGUCCAAGCACGAGCACUCUUACCUUUCCAUCCGGGUACCAGAUAUCCCUGUCACCUUUUCCUCCAAAUGUUGGUCAUAGUGGAGCUCCACUUCCUACCUUACAGAACCCUCCACCAAAUGAAGUGGUUGCUCCGUCUCCUUUUGCUCAGCAGGACCCCAGUUUGGUUUUACCGCCUGGCUACCCUCCAAAUCUGGCCAACUUGGCCUGCUGCCCUCUACCACCCCUGUAUCCAGGAGCUAGCUCAUGUGCCGGACUCCAACUGCACCCUGUCAGCCUACAUCCCUGGAACCCUUACCCUUGCCCACCACCCAUGCAAGAUCCCCCAGCACCUCCCUUGCCUGCCAAAACACAUCAAAUUCUAGAGAAACCGAUACUCUCUCCACCUCCUCCCACAGCUCCACCUCCACCACCUCCCCUGCCACCUCCUCCCCCACCUACUGAGUUGCCACCAUCCAAAAGUGCCACAGAAGAUCUUGCAGAGUCUUCCAACAAUUUUCCAGAGUCAUCGUCCCUGAAUGGCAGUCCCGUUCCACAGGAGUCAGAGCGCUUCAACAAGAAAAGCCGCAAAAGACUAGACAGCAGGGCAGAGGAGGUCAACAUGCCCACCGUCUCCGAGGGCAGAUCAAGAAAGGAAGGACGAGCUCUCUCUGACUUCAACUCUCUCAUUUCCAGCCCAAGGUUAGGCAGCAGAGAGAAGAAGAAGCCUAAGGGGCAGAGAGAACAACUCAAUAAAACCAAGAAAAUGAGCCGGACCACAAAUGAGUUCCAGGAUAGCUCAGAAAGUGAACCAGAGCUCUUUAUUAGUGGCGAUGAGCUCAUGAACCAGAAUCAGAGUAGUAAGAAGAGCUGGAAGAACAAGCGAAGCCUGCGUAUGGCAAGUGAGCUGGAGGAGAUAAAAUGUCGCAAAGCAAAUGAAAGAGAGGAUCGUAGUUUAGGCAGCCAAGGAUUUGUCUAUGUUAUGGCCAACAAACAGCCAUUGUGGAACGAAGCUACGCAGGUCUACCAGCUUGACUUUGGAGGACGAGUCACUCAGGAGUCAGCAAAGAAUUUUCAGAUAGAGCUGGAUGGUAGACAGGUGAUGCAGUUUGGGCGAAUAGAUGGGAAUGCUUAUAUCUUGGAUUUCCAGUAUCCUUUUUCAGCAGUGCAGGCAUUUGCUGUUGCCUUGGCCAAUGUGACUCAAAGGCUGAAGUAGAAAUGGUUAUUUUACAUUCUUCUGCGGGGGGCUUUACCUGAGUGAAAUUUUUUAAAGAGGAAUUUAAAAGGCAAGUUUAUUGUUGACCUAAAGGUAAUUAGAAUUAGUUUGCUGAGGACAAAAUCAGUCAGUCCAUAUUUGCAGUUCAUUUCAAUGCUCCAUUGUUAUUAUUUUUCAUGUAAAACACUUUUAUGUUGCAUUGAAUUGUAAAAGCGGCCUGGAGGUUAUGUUAUAUGUCUUGUGCGAAAGACAUAUAUUAAAAAUAAAUAGCUAUUUGCAUUUAUUAUAUUUAUCUAUUAAAAAUAUAAUUACAAAUAUAUUAGGGUACAGUGGCAUCCAAAAUUGUUAAUGUAGUGUCAAUAAGCCAUAUCAUUUGAUAUUUGAUACAAAAACUGCACUUUUUAAAAUAAGUUUUAAGUUACUGAGUAAAUAAAUUACACAGUUCCAUUAUGAGUACUGUUAUUUAACUACCUUUGUUCCAGUGAGGCGCGGUGAGGUUCAUGACAGGUGAAGCACUGCCUCACCUGCCUCUCCUGAACGCAUGUCACUGCUUAGUUCACUUUAAUCCCCAUUCAUUUGGGGCAAUUAUUAGACUUUUUUUUCCUAAAUAUUUGGUCUAUUGAAUGCUUUUAUUAAUUUAGUAAUUGCAUGAAGACGAAGAUUUGAGGCAUAAUUAGUAUAUUUUCUAUCCAUGUUACUUCUAUGAAGUGGUAAACCAAGCAUAGAAUAUUAAAUUCUCUUUGCCAAAAUAUUGCAAAUUAACACAUUUAACCAAUAAUAUCUUGCAGUGUGUUUUAAUGUUCCAUUUUUUAUCUCCACUCCUUUUUCUGUUUCAAAAAGAAUUUUGUGCUGUGGGAAAUGUAUGGUAUACAGUAAGUAUGUGAGUGCCAAAUUUAGGCUUAAAGUGAGUAAUAUAAUCUUUUUUUUAUAAAGUAAAAACCUAAAUCGGUCUCACUUGAUCAGCUCUGUUUUGCUUUUCUUGGGUGUUUAUUAUGCUACUUGAAUUCUGCAUCUGAAUGUGAAGUACUGUAGUUUGCCUAUUUGGUAAUUGGUGCUGCUUUAGAUAGAUAGAGGUUUUGUGCAAUAAUGCUACCUACUGAUGUUGUACUUGCAAAAGAAUAAAAAUAAAGCUGCUUGCACUGUGUACUUAGAAAGUGACCUAACAUCAUGUGUUUUUUUUUUUGUUUUUUUUUUGCUGAUUUAAUUAAUUUUGUAGUCCCUCUUUGCUUUGUCAUAGUAAUAAGGGGUUUAUGACAUUGCACAUGCAGAAAAAAUAAUAAAAAAGCUAUACAACAUAUUCACAAGUUAUUGAGACAAGCUGUUAAUAGGAUUAAAAUAAUGUUUGGUGCUACUGUAUAAAGACAAACAUGUGAUAAUGUCCAAACAUUUGUCAUUUAUUAUCAGAAGAUUAUUUUGUUGGAAAGUAUUUUGAGAGAACUGACAGGAAAUGAAAGAAAGUUAAUUUACAUAUUUUUCAUGCAAUUUAAGUGUCAUAAUGUAAGUUUUCUGCAUUACUGCUUAAUGAAUAAUUUGCUGCCAGAUUUUAUUUCUCUGAUUUUGUGAUGGAAAAUAAAAUGAUAUGACCAUAGGUUUGCAAAGAUCUAUAGGUUGACAGAAAUGUAAUAAAAAAAAAUCUACAGUU